UCAGGGUAAUUUUUUUUGAAGCAGAAAAGCUCGUUUUCAAGCUUCGUUGUUUUGUUGUAGUUUGACUUGAAUCUGCUCGCAUGUUGUUGAGCUUUGGAGCUUCGGUGGUCCGUCAGUAGGGAUGUCGAUUUCAAAAUCGGCAAACACCUACAAUAGGCAGAACUGGGAAUCUGCGGACUUUCCAAUUCUCUGUCAGACAUGUCUCGGAGAUAACCCGUAUCUGCGUAUGCUAAAGGAGAAAUAUGGUCGUGAGUGCAAGAUCUGCCAGAGACCCUUCACAGUGUUCCGGUGGUGCCCCGGUCCUCGCAUGCGCUACAAGAAGACCGAGAUUUGCCAGACGUGUAGCAAGCUGAAGAACAUCUGCCAGACAUGCCUGUUCGAUCUUGAGUAUGGCUUGCCGACCCAAGUACGUGAUCAUGCACUGCAGCUGAAGGACGACAUGCCGAAAACCGAUGUCAACAAGGAGUACUUCACGCAGCAGGCCGAGAAGGAGCUCCAGGACAACACAACGCCGGCCGGAAAACUCGGCAAGAGCCAGGCCGCGUCCGACAUGCUCAUGAAACUCACGCGGACAACGCCGUACUACAAGCGAAACCGCCCGCACAUCUGCUCCUUCUGGGUCAAGGGAGAGUGUAAACGUGGUGAAGAGUGCCCUUACAGACAUGACAUGCCCAGCGAUCCUAACGACCCCCUAUCCAAACAGAACCUGAAGGAUCGCUACUACGGAAUAGACGACCCAGUAGCGGAGAAGCUUAUGCGACAGGCAGCCAGCAUGCCCAAGCUUACCCCACCGGAGGACCGUACAAUCACAACUCUCUACGUUGGUGGUCUAGGCGAUGUGGUGGGCGACGCGGACUUGCGCGGUCACUUCUAUCAGUUUGGCGAGAUCCGAGAUAUCCGCAUUGUUCAGAAGCAGAACUGUGCAUUCGUCACGUUCACCAUGCGCAAGAAUGCAGAAACGGCGGCGGAGAAGUCCUACAACAGUCUCAUCCUGAAGGGCCGCCGCCUGCGGAUAAUGUGGGGUCGGGGACAAGGCGGUGGUGAUGACUCUGGUCCCAUGCUCGGUGGCACUGGACCGAAGGUAUCACCAGUCCCAGGCCUGCCCGGUGUCUUGCCGCCACCUCCCGAGUUCCCGCCGCCACCACCGGAUUCCGGCGCCGGCUACCCACCGCCACCACCGUCCGGUCCCGGCGCUAUGCCGAUGCGUCCGCUGAUGCCGCCCGGUCCGCCGCCCGGUAUGCCACCGCCUCCGGGCAUGCCCCCGCCGCCGCGGGGCAUGCCGGGUAUGAUGCCCCCGCCGCCGGGCAUGCCCCCGGGCCCGCCGCCACCCGGUAUGCGCAUGCCGCCGCCACCACGCGCAAUGCACUACCCGUCGCAAGACCCUCACCGCAUGGGAGCACGGUGAGGUAUGGCUGCCACUUCCUGCGUUUGUACAUAGUAUGCAUGUCCUUGUCCAUUCACACACUCUGUAUUGUUUGUACAUGCAUUUCCGCUUUGAUCAUGAAAAAAAGUUUCCAUACUACCAACAUCAUUUCAUACCACUUCAGACUUGUCUAAAAUCCAGAAUAACUGUACAUGUACAUCUCAUUUUUGUCUGGAAUACUGUCUGUUUCCGUUGCGUUUGUUUUUAACAAUAUUAUUUGAUUUGCAUAGCUGGUACUAUGGAUAGCUGGUACAUCGACUGUGGAGAGUAAUGUUGAGCGAAAGAGCAUGCCUCUUGUGAACUGCUCUGUUUGUUCUGUGUAGACACAGCCAGGUUUCAGGGUCUUUCCUGGCCUGAUGUACCUCUGUGUACUGUUCAAGCAGAAAUAUAAUAUUCGUCUAGAAUUCAAUUUUGUUUUCUCCAUCUAUUCCACACGUGUUGUAGUCCAUAGACUAAAGUUUCAACUGGA
Molecule: messenger RNA, 1892 nt
Organism: Sycon ciliatum
Lineage: Eukaryota; Metazoa; Porifera; Calcarea; Leucosolenida; Sycettidae
Product: pre-mRNA-splicing factor RBM22-like
Exons: 8
Coding region: 122-1405 (427 amino acids)
Cellular component (GO): U2-type catalytic step 2 spliceosome; U2-type catalytic step 1 spliceosome; Prp19 complex
Molecular function (GO): metal ion binding; U6 snRNA binding; pre-mRNA binding
Source: RefSeq, a predicted model, not a curated record